AUGUUUUUAUUUCAGGAUAAGAAUGCUCGUUUCAAUCAAGGUUUAAUCGAUAAUUGUCAACGAGAUAUUAAUAAAUAUUGUCAAUCAGAAAUAGUUGAUAUUGAAAAAGAUGAUAAAGAAUUCGAUGAAGAUAAAGACGACUACAAUGAUAAUAAUGAUUAUAUUAAUGAUGAUGAUAAAGUAACCGAUCGUCAAAUGGGUGGUCAAAUAAUUCAAUGUUUACGUUCAAAAUAUGCCGAUACAUCAAUUACAUUAGAAUCACAAUGUGUAUUUGAAUUAGUUGAUGUUAUACAAACAUCAAAACUUGAUGUUAAACUUGAUAUUAAACUUUAUCAAAGUUGUCGACAAUUACUUAAAAGUGAAUGCAUUGGUAUGGAUCAAGAAGAUUGUUUAAUAUUACUUUAUCAAAAAGAUAUAAUUAAUGAUGAUGCUUGUAAAGAACAAGUUAAACGUAUUAUAAGAGAAGGACAAGCUGAUAUACAUGUUGAUCGUGCUUUAGCACUUGAAUGUCAAGCUGAUGUUUUGAAAUAUUGUAAUGAUAUUCCUAUAGGAAGUAGAAACCAAUUACAAUGUUUAUUAAAUAUGAAGAAAUUUUUAACAAAACAAUGUCAAAAUAUUUUACAAAAAAGACAAGCAUUAUUGAAAUCUGUAUCAAAUAUAUCUGAUACUGUUGAAUUAACAGAACGUAUCGAAAACUCAAGCAAUAACUUCUAUCUAUUCUCUAUUAUUCUUUUAAUAUCAUGUGUUAUAUUUAUGGCUGAUUUUAUGUAUGGUUCGCGCGUACGAUAUAAUCGUAUCAUAAAUUAUGAAUCAACACCAAUUAAUUAUAAGUGA
Rotaria sp. Silwood2 is the source of this 834-nucleotide messenger RNA. The record is from the annotation of a GenBank genome assembly. NCBI's taxonomy places the organism in Eukaryota, Metazoa, Rotifera, Eurotatoria, Philodinida, Philodinidae.